AUGAAUUCGAACAUCGAUCGCAAUACGUUGUCAUCAAUGACAACAUUUAGUUCUACAUUUGAUAGUGUUGCGUCAAUAGUGAAUUAUUUACGAGAACCUUCACCACCAGAAGUAGUUGUAUCAUCAACUACUUCAUCGACGGCAGGUUCUACACAAUUAAAUAAUACCUUGAAAUCAACAAAAGGCCGGAAAAAGGAAAAAGAACAAGCAAAAGUCAUGAAUACUAUGCAAAUAAAUGCAGGCGAAAUAGUUGAAGUUUUGCCUUCGGGUCGUGUCAAAUAUGGUCCAAUAACGGUAAAUCCUCGUAAACAACCUUCGAAAACAUUAUUCACAGGACGCCGUUCGAAAUAUGAAAAACUAUCUCAUGACGAGGAAGAAAAACGUCGUAUGCGUCGCGAACGUAAUCGUUUAGCAGCAACAAAAUGUCGUGAAAAACGUGAAAUUGUUUUAGCAGGACUUCAAGCUCAAUGUGAUAGGGAAUCGAAAAUAUACGAAAAUCUUCUAGAAAAAAUUCGACAAUUACAAGAACAAAAACAACGCCUUGAAUCUAUGCUUUCGAAUCGUAUUGAACCUUGUCAGUUACAACAAAUAAAUCAUAUGACAACAUUACAACAGCCAUCAUCAAUGAUUUUUAAUGAUACGCAUUGCCAUCCAUCGCUCAUUCAAAAACAAGUACCACCAGUUCUUCCUCAUCAAGUACAAAUGGUUCAAAAUAUUGAAGGAGAAAUUAGCCAAUUUCUUCAACCAGCACCUAUAUUAACAAAUUCCGCUUAUAGUAAUGGUCAAUCAAAUCAUCUCUGUAAUGUCGAGCAGUCAUCUCAACAACAUCUAAUUACGAUGACUUCAAGUAGUCUUGACCGACUUAUCAAUAGUCUAGAGACUCCAGCAACGUGUACUGAUAAUAAUAAUAAUAAUACAUGUUCCGAUCUAUUCAAUUCAACAUAUGGAUCAUCAUCAUGUGCUCAACAACAUUCAAGUUCAAGUGAAGAUGAUUCAUUGCCACCUGCUCGUAACAAUGCAUUUGUUUGUUAA
Messenger RNA from Rotaria socialis, 1032 nucleotides. The record is from the annotation of a GenBank genome assembly. Lineage: Eukaryota; Metazoa; Rotifera; Eurotatoria; Philodinida; Philodinidae.